This is a messenger RNA of Cylicocyclus nassatus, 969 nucleotides long. NCBI's taxonomy places the organism in Eukaryota, Metazoa, Nematoda, Chromadorea, Rhabditida, Strongylidae. The record is from the annotation of a GenBank genome assembly.
AGUGCAAACAUCGUAUGGCUCAAGAAAAAGGACGGUUUGCACAGACAUGUAUUCUGGUCGUAGCACUUAUUCUGAUUAUUAUUUCUUUUGCACUCAGUGCUGCCGGACUUUUUAGUCCCAGCUGGCAAGUUGUCGAUAUUCGAGAAUUUCGAGCUGAACAUCAUCACGGUCUCUGGCUUGACUGUGCGCGUGCGGAGCGCUAUCUGGCCGCUGUUGGACGGGAAUUUGGAGGUGGACAAGCACUUCAUUGCACUUACAAAUUCGAUCAGUCCGCGAGCCAGGUGAUCGACGAAAACAUUGAAGACAUCGACCAGAACAGUGCUGCAGGUGAAAGUGAACAUCACCAUUUCUUUGGCUGGCACAAAGCUGUGCUCGGUUGCCUUAUCGUAUCGUUACUUUUCUCCUCAUUGGCUCUUUGCUGUGGUUUAUGCGCCCCGUGUAACGGCGGCUGUGCUGUGAUAUUUACGAUAUUUGUGUUUUUGGCAUUAUUUAUGGCCGUUAUUGGCGAUGGGAUUUUCUUCUUCGCUGCGCAUCGCGUGGAUAAUAGAUUCGUUCAAGGACUCGUCGGAACGUACGAGCAACGAAUCGGUGUGGCCUUCUAUUUACAUGGUGCGGGUACACUCGUGCUUAUGUUCGCUUUUCUGGUAUCGGUUGUCGCUUCAUACCAGAUUCUUCGCAAAACAGAACUUUCAAAUUCGUUACCACUUCGAGAACUGGCUCCCUUAUACGGUUCCAGGAUGAGGGAGACCUUUGCAUAGAUAAUAAACUUAUAGAUGCUAGGUAUAAUAAAUCGCGUGUACCUCCGAUGGUGCGUAUAUUUUAUCAUAUAGAAAUUUAAUCGCAUCUUUCUUGUUCAUUGCUAUUGCCUCGUUGUCAUUCACUUCUGUAUCUCUCUUUCUCUACUUACCCUUUGAUUCAACUGGCUUGGCGGUUGGAAGGUGGAGCUUCGUGACCCAAUCAAGGCUAGGU